AUGGAUGCGAGCCACAAGCCCGCCGCACACCGCGCCGACACUGGAGCGUCCUUCAACUCCACGGUGACCGUCAACCCGCCCUCGACCUCGUCAGACAGCUCGAGCGACACAAAGACCGCUACUCGCUCGCGUAAACGUGCCGUUGAGCACAAGCCUUCCACAAGCAAGACUCGCCGUCACGCCCAGACACCUUCAGCGCAGGGCCCCGGUGACUGGACGGCGCAGAAGCGCGAGCAGUUCUUUGACCGCAUCAUCGAAGUUGGAUACAAGAACGCCGACCUGUCGGCUUUGGCCACCGAGCUUGGCCUCAACAAGCUCCAGCUCAAGAAUCAGCUCCAGUCGGGACGCAAGGGCAACUUCCGGGACCGCGCUGUGCGGCACAUCAAAGGCGAGGACAAGAAGGUUGAAAGCUGA
Molecule: messenger RNA, 414 nt
Organism: Apiotrichum porosum
Lineage: Eukaryota; Fungi; Basidiomycota; Tremellomycetes; Trichosporonales; Trichosporonaceae
Exons: 2
Coding region: 1-414 (137 amino acids)
Source: RefSeq, a predicted model, not a curated record